Messenger RNA from Drosophila navojoa, 3211 nucleotides. RefSeq lists its product as uncharacterized. Gene Ontology annotation, molecular function: metallodipeptidase activity. Lineage: Eukaryota; Metazoa; Arthropoda; Insecta; Diptera; Drosophilidae. Gene Ontology annotation, biological process: proteolysis. The record is from RefSeq and is a predicted model, not a curated record.
UGGUAACUGGAAGCUGGCUUAGCUGAAGCUGGAAGGGAAUCGAAACGGUUGGACGGUUUGGCAAAAGCCGAUUGAAAAUUUGCUAUAUUGACAUAAGGAAAUCGUUAGCCGGCUUAGCUAGCUGCCAGUUCGCCAGGCACAUUUAAAAUUAAAAAAUCUGCGAACAAUAUAUAUACACACACACACACAUAUAUAUAUGUAUGUCAAGGCAGACAAAGUGUUAUGCUAAUGCGAGUGAGUGGGCCAUGAAUAUAACAUGACUCAGGCAGCUUAGCCCAGCCAAGUGAUGACAAUAAGCCCCAAGAUGAGCAGCAGCAAGCUGGAAUAGAAAGACCUCCACAGAGAGAGAGAGAGAGAGAGAGAGAGAGAGAGAGAAAGGCAAGAGUAACUAAGAGCAAGCCCAAUAUAGAUAUUAGCCCAAAGAGUGAGAGAGAUUCUUGCACUGAGAUGACGGAGCUGAGACGCCUGGAAUCAUUGCAUAAGCAGCAUUCGCUGCGCGGCGAGCGUGUGCCACAUCCGAUGCUGCUGCAGCGCUCGCUGGCCGAUUUGGCCGGCUGCAGCUUGAGCAGCGGCGGCAACAGCGUGGCCAGCACCACCAGCAGCAGCACAGCCACUGCCACCACAGCGCUGCACCAACAGCAGCAGCAGCAGCAGCAGCGCAACAUAGAGUUCGAUGAGCAUGACAUUUACUAUGUCUCGCCCUCUAAGCGAAAAUCGGGCGUGGCACCUGUUGGGCCGGCGCUGCGGCCGGCUAAUGCCUACGAGGCGAACAAUAACAUGAACGGCAAUCACAAUGUGGUCACCUUCUCGGAUUAUGUGAGCGAACGCGGUGGAUCCAUCAGCAGCAGCUCGCAUCGUGGCUCGCUGAAGCGGGCCAAGGGCCGCAGCAAUCAGUCGCUCUGCAGCUGCGAUGCUGGCGACGAGGCGCAACUGCAGCCGGACGCAGCGCGUCCGCUGUACGAGUACAGCCUGGAGCGACGCCGCAAGACGCACACCUACACCUGUGAGCAGAACGCACAGAUACUCAUGAGACUGGAGCGCGAACGUAAUCGUAAAUUAUCACUGACUUCUAUUGGCGGAGGAAUCGGCGGAGGAGUCGGCGGCAGCCAGGGCACAGGCGAAUCGCAGCUAAGCGACACGCCCAGCUUGUCGGAUGUGGACAUAAUACCGCCUGUGCCGCCGCCGCCUGCGCUCAAACGGAACGGCAGCAUGCGCAGCCUGCGUCUGCUGCAGCAGCUGCAACAACAACAGCAGCAGCAGCAACAGCAACAGCAACAAUUGUUGCCAUUAGCUGUCAACAAGAGCAACAACAAUUUGGCAAUGGGCAUGGCUCAGCUGUGCAGCAGCGAUCUGCUAGAGAAUUGCACCAAGACGGCGCUCGAUGAUUGCGCUGCGACAUUGCUGAAGUGCGCCAACAGCGGCAAUAGCAACAGCAGCGCCAGCAGCAAUAUGAAUGUCAAGCCGGAUCUGUGCAAUGGCAAUGGCCACGCCCAUAGCCUUAAGAAGUCACACAAACCGAAGCACCCGCCCUUUGCCGCACACGAGGAGGACAACAUCUUUACGCCGCACUCACAGAAAUCUGAUCCCAGUUUAUGUUUUGUGCCAGCCGCAGCCGCACCAACAGCAGCUGGAACAACAGGCAGCACAGCAGCAACUAUUGCUGCCGCACCCAACAAAUACAAUACAAUCGGGCCGAGCAGCGAUUAUGCCAGGCACUUGGCCCACUAUAGCCGUUACCUGCAGAAGCAGCAUCAGCAGCAGCAAUUGGCUCACUUUCAGCAGCAGCGCUGUCGCUGCUUCUCCCAAUCGCUGCUCAACUUUCCAAUCAACCAGCAGCAGCAGCAGCAGCAACAACAGCAACAGCAUCAUCAGUCACAACAACAACAGCCAGACUCCAAGCCGAACCUGGGCAUUCUGCAGCAGCUGACAGAGCCGGCAGCACAUAUUUUUCACACCAGCAGCAUGGACUGGACGCUGCCGAUGAACAGUCGCAGCUUUGGCAAUUUGGUGGACAUUGAUGGCGGCUGCCGUGUGCCGUAUCAGAAAAUGCAACAAUCAUCGGCGCUGGCCUCCUCCAAUUUCACAAUGAACUCCUUCGAUAGCGCCAACAGCAAUGGCAUACUCAAAGAGCGCGACUCUCAGUCACAUUUGCCAGCCCACGCCCACUCACAUCCACACAAUCAUCCGCAUGGCCAUUCGCAUCAUUAUCAUGCACACGAUGUGGCCCAUUCGCUGCUGCAUCAUGCGGCCGUUGGCGCAGGUGCCGGCAUUCCGGCCACGCCACAGAAACAUCAUCAGCUGCACUCGAGCGUCACGAGCAUCAUGCCCUGGAAGCAUCGACAGUGCCCCAGUCGCGGCUCAUCCAGUUCGGGCACUAACUCAUUCCGCUUCGAUGCGGCCAAGCAUUGGCUGGCAGUCAGCUCGAUACUCUUGAUAAUUGGCGCUGCCAGUGUGGCCGUGCCCCUGGCGCUACGUGUGGCUGCAAGUGCGCCCUUUGAGGAGCGUUUGCGCGUUGCCGUACAGCUCUUGGAUCAAGUGCCUUUAAUCGAUGGGCAUAAUGACUUACCCUGGAAUAUACGCAAGUUCCUCCACAACAGACUCAACGACUUCAACUUUGAUGAGGACUUGCGCAACGUGGUGCCCUGGGCGCGCAGCCACUGGAGCCACACGGAUCUCACGCGCCUGAAGAAGGGACGCAUAUCAGCGCAGUUCUGGGCAGCCUACGUGCCCUGUGAGGCCCAGCAUCGCGAUGCAGUGCAGCUGACGCUGGAGCAAAUUGAUGUGAUCAAAAGGCUAACCGAUCGAUAUUCGCCGCAGCUAACCACCUGUACCUCGGCGCAGGACAUCAUCGAUGCCCACAAGAACCAACAGCUGUGCUCGCUGACCGGCGUCGAGGGCGGCCACUCGCUGGGUGGUUCGCUGGCUGUGCUGCGCACCCUGUACGCCAUUGGGGUGAGGUAUAUGACGCUGACAUCCACAUGCCAUACGCCGUGGGCCGACUCGAGCUACGCGGACGCGCCAACCUUCAACAUGAAGCACGGCGGCCUCACCAUAUUUGGCAAGGUAAGUGCCAGCCAUCAUAGCCGUUAUUGUCUGUCCUCUCUUCUAGCUGAUUUAAUGCUAAUUAGUCGCGGACGACGGUUCAGCUCACUUUAGUUCGGUUUUGGGGCAAUUCUCUCGUGUGGCUUUUAGGCGGAUUUUGCGGCGCCAA